Molecule: messenger RNA, 666 nt
Organism: Thelazia callipaeda (thelaziosis nematode)
Lineage: Eukaryota; Metazoa; Nematoda; Chromadorea; Rhabditida; Thelaziidae
Source: the annotation of a GenBank genome assembly
UUAAAACACUUUGAUUCUUUAGUUAUUACAGAACGACCACGUAGUCCAGUUAGACGUUCGCGUUCACCACGAAGUGGACCACGAAAAGCCGUAAUCGCUUCUUCUCGUCGAUCACCCACACCUAAACGACGUAGAAGACGUUCUUCACCAUCUCCGAAGCGACGGCCAUCGCGAGAUAGAAGCGGUAGCCGAGAUCGACGUAAUCGUUCUCCAGUUCGCAAAGUCACUCCGCCACCGCGUCGUCUUUGUGUGCGUAAUUUAAGUCGAAAUGUAACAAAAGAGCAUUUGUCGGAAAUUUUCGGUGUUUAUGGAGGUUUGAAGGCAUGCGAGUUGCCAAUGGAUCGGCAGCAUACUCAUUUAGGCAGAGGAUAUGGAUAUGUGGAGUUCGAGCAACCGGAAGAUGCGGAGAAAGCUUUAAAACACAUGGAUGCUGGGCAAAUUGAUGGUCAAGAAGUCACUUGCGAACUCACACAUCCACCUCGUUCAACGCUUAAUGGAAGUGGUAGGCGUCCACUUUCGCCCGUUAGAUACCGAGGCUCAUCACCUCGACGUUAUCGUAGUCCACCUCGUUCGCACGGAACUGGUGGAAAUAUGGUACCGUUAGGACCAAGCAGAUUCAAUCGAUCUCGAAGCCGUAGCCCAAGACGCAGACGCAGUCGUUCAUGA